AUGAAGUUCAACACCAUCCUGGGCCUGUUGGUCGCUGCCAGCCAGUACUGGCCGUCCAUCGCAUUGCCUCAGUUUCCCGAUAAUCCCGUCUGUGCUGCCGGCAUCACAUCUGUCGAAGUACAGCCGGUGCAGUUCAUCGUCAGACAGCCCAUCUACAUCAGCGCCUACUUACCAGUCAACACUGUCCUGGUACUCGAUGAUGGGCUGACCCUCACCAUCACUAAUGCUCCAUUGACCUUGGUCACCGAAAUUGACAAGUUAGGAACACUUACGUCCCAAGUUACUAGAAUCAUUGACCAGGUCUCGUCAAUUCCAAACGCCUAUGUCACCAUCACAAGAGGUGGCCAGGCCGGAUCUGAGGCAAGCACAAUCACAAUCUUCCCCUCUGGUCCUGAUGGCGUCGGAACCUACUUGGUCUUCACCCCUUUUGCCAACAUUGCGGCCACCACCGGCAGUAGUGUUCCAGAGACAGCAACUGUCCUGGGCACUCCCAUCGACCCGAGUGGUUUUGUCACGCAGUCCGCGCCAGGAGCGAGCAGCGUUAUUAACCCCGGACCCAGCCCUGCAUCAGUUCCGGUCACAAUCGCUCCCACAGCAUCUGGAGGUGCUGCGGCUUUGCCUCAGAUCUUUGCUACCGUCAACGUUGGUGGGGCCACGGGCGUGCCCAGGAACUUCACCGUCGUGGACUCGGCUGGAUCUGCGGGUACGGUCUUUGCGCAGACUUUUGACAGCUUCUCGAUCACUGUUACUGGUCCUCAGAACGUCAUUACGGUUUUCGGUAACGCCGGUGUUACACCCGCUGCCAUCACAUUGCCCGGUAACAGGGGUGUGACGCAGACCGGGGCCGAUGCUGUGCUUCAGAUUAUCCAGACUCCGGGAGGCGAGGCCGAUUUCCUUGCUAGGCUCACAACCGUGAGCAUCCAGGGCCAAAACGGCCAGACCGGAACCUUCACGCUUAUCCCGACGGCUGGCAGUGUUGGUGCGGUAAUCGUACAGACUGCGGCACCAGCUCUUGGUGCCAUCUUCCAGACCAUCAGCGUUGCCGGAGCCACGCCAACUACACUUUCCAUCCCGGCACCCGAAGGACAGACCGGAACUGUUAUUGUACAGACCACGGAUGGCUUCACAGGCCCCGCUGCUGGUCCGUUUACGACCGUUACCGUUGGCGGCGGCCAGGGUGAUGCUCCCGCGACUGUGACUAUUCCCCCGGCCGCUGGUGCGACGGACGGCGUCUUCACCGUUCUCGUUCAAAGCCUGGAUCCUACGGCCUUCAACGGACCUUUCCGAACUAUCACGGCCGGCGGUAACACGGGAGGAUCACCAGUCACCAUCACUGUUCCUCCCUCAGGCAACGGCCAGACCGGUACUGUUGUUGUCCAGCCUGCCAUCACCUCCUUCACCGGCCCUUUUACGACCAUUACGACUGAUGGCAACACUGGAUCCCUUCCAGUCUCGCUCACCAUCGUUCCCGCCGGCAACCCGACUCUGGGUACCAUUAUUGUUCAGACUCCCUCAAUCACUGCUCGGCCUGCUCUCUUCAGAACCUUGGCCGCGCUCCCGAUUGCCGGUCUCGGUGCCACAAUCACCUUGCCCUUGCUAGGAAACUCUGCUUCUGCCCCCGGAACUAUUGUAGUCGCCGUGGGACUGGGCGGAGAUGAUCCGGCCACGACUGCACCAGCCGCUUUGGCUGCCAACCUAGUCACUAUCCGAGGUGACUACAAUGGCACAGAUCCGUUGACUUUGACCCUCCCUUCUCAGGGCGACAACCCGGUUGCCACCAUCGUCGAGCAAUUGCCCGUCGGCUUCAGCGCGGGAGUCACUAUUGGAAACUCUGCCUUAACUACGGCUGUACCUCCUGUCACGAACGCUGCUACGCAAGCUACCGCCCCUAGCGUAUCCGCCGCAAACCCGGCGGCUUCGAACGCAGGUGUUCUCCCGAAUAUCCUCACUAGCGGCUACUCCGGAUCCGUGCCGACCACGGUCACAUUGCCUCCUCUGGGAACCCAAACGGCCUCUCAAGUCUUGGUCCUUACGCCAUUGACCAACGCUGCCAGUUCUGCUGCGCCUGACCCUGCGGGCUCUGCUGCGACUGUGGCUCCUAAUGUGAUCAACACCAUCACCACUGGAUUUGGCGGUUCUCAACCUACCACCGUUACCGUCCUCCCACAGGGCCUUGAAUCUACUGCUCCAGUCGCCUUGGUGUUGACUCCGGACCCAGCUGCUGCAACUGCCGCGGCGUCCCAAGGGGCUCUGCCUGGUUCCUUCACCACCCUCACCGGACCAGCUGUUGGGUCAACUCCCACCACGCUGACUAUCCCUCCUGUGGGAACCAACACUGUCGGCACGGUUGUGGUUCUGGGCGACCCCUUGGCCACUGCUACUGCUCAGCCAGGCCAGACGCAGACACAGGAUCCUGGUGCCAACGGAGUCCCAUCCAGUCUUGCACCUGGAGCUCUAGGUGCCUUCACCACCAUCCAGAGCGGCUUCAACGGCCUUCAGCCCUCGACCUUUACCGUUCCUCCUGCUGUCAGCGGCGCUCCAGGAACGGUUGUCGUCCUUACUCCUACUAACCCAGCUGCUCCCCAACUGACCCUCCCUUCCGGAGUGCCAUUUGUUACGGUAACUACUGCUGGUGAUGUCCCCGCUGUGCUAACAAACGUGUUGCUUCCCACGGGAACAAACACUCUAGGAACUGUUCUCGUCCAGACCCCUGCCACUCCAGCUGCUUCUCAGCUGAACCUCCCCUCUGGUGUGCCCUUCGUAACGGUCACAACACCAGCCGACGUUCCCGCCGUGGAGACGAACGUGCUGUUGCCAUCGGGAACAAACACUGUUGGCACCGUUCUCGUCCAGGUGCCUUCGUCCUUGUUCACAGCCCUGCCCACCGGUGUUGCUACCACUCCAGGCGCAGUCAACUCUGGCUUGGUGCUUCCUGGACUCACCAUCCCACCCAUUUCCAUCGACCUGCCCACCAUCAUUCUGUCUAUCCCCAGUCUCAGCCUGGGUUCCUUCAUCACCUUGACCCAGGGCGGACCGGUAGCAACAACCGCCAUUCUCCCUCCCUCCGGCACCAACUCGGUGGGCCUCGUGAUUAUCCAGACACCGACUGUCGCCGCGACUGCCGCUCCAGGCGCUGGUGUCUUCACGACUCUCUUCCAGGGCUUCUCCGGAUCCGUUCCUCAGACCACCACCCUGCCGCCGACGGGAACCAACACCCUCGGCGUCGUCUUGAUCCAAACGCCCACGGUUUCUGUGGAGGUCAACAUUCUUCAGACCACCACAAUUGGCUUCACCGGAUCACUCCCCACUACCGUUACCGUGCAGCCGUCUUCCGGUGGCUCUGGUCUCGUGGUCGUUCAGACCCCGUUCACGAACCCCUCGGUCUCUGCCACCAACGUGGCGGCCAACAGCUUCAUCACUACUACCCAGGGAUUCACUGGCAUUGCGCCGACUACGAUUACUUACUUCCCCGGUGGAACUGACACGGUUGGCACCGUGGUCGUUCAGACGCCCAUCUUCUCUGGAGGUGCUGUAACUGUGCCAUCCAUCUCGUUGGGUCUGCCGAACAUUCAGAUCACCAUUUCCAUCGGCGGACCUGUUGCGGCGACAUCUACUGUCUUGCCCUCCGGCACCAACACUAUCGGAACCGUGAUUGUUCAGACCCCCACUGCUCCCGGAGCCGGAGGCGCAACGACUCCCAUCGUUGACCCGGCUGUCACCGCGCCCGGCUUCGUCUCUGUCACCACUGGCUACACUGGAUCCACGCCAACUACCUUUACUCUGCCGCCAACCGGGACCCAGCCCGGAGUUGUCGUCGUCCAGACUCCUACCUCUGGCGUUGCUGUUGCUCCCAACAGCUUCAUCACGGCUGUCACUGGAUUCACCGGCACUGAGCCGACAACGGUGACGAUUCUUCCUACGGGAACCAACUCUGUUGGCAUCGUUCUCAUCCAGACUCCCACAAGAAUCAGCACGACUGUCUUGAUCAGCAUCAGCGGUGACCCUCCACCACCUACUGUGCCCAGCGGCUUCAUCCUGACCACAACUAUUGGCACCGGCACUCUGCCCACCACAGUCACUUUCCCUCCCUCGGGCACCAACCCUGGAAGUGUGGUUGUCCAGACUCCAUCUGUUGGAACCGCGGCGCCCGGCGUCACAAACGCUUUGCCCAACGUCAUCAUCACGAGCGGGUUUGCUGGCUCUGCCACGUCUACUCUUACGCUUACUCCCUCUUCCGCCGGCGACCCGACGACUUUGAUCGUCCUGACGCCUACUUCUGCUGCUGCUCCUUCGGUCACCGUUGCUCCAGCAUCGUUUGUUACUCUGACCAGUGGAUUCUUCGGCACUGCACCGGCGACUACAACCUUGGCACCUGUGAACGCUGGAGAUCCAGGAACUGUCAUUAUCCAGACACCUCUUCCCACGUCUGGCCUUUCGUUCCUCACUACUACCGUUGGCUACACGGGAGCUGUGCCGACUACCGCCACAGUAUUCCCAUCUGGAACUGAGACCGUUGGAGCCAUCAUUAUCCAGACUCCUUUCUCUCCUUCUUCACCCGCGGUUACGAAUGUUGCCCCUACACCUACGGCUCCUGGCUUCUCGUUCAUCACGGUUCAGACUGGAUAUUCUGGCACCGGAACUCAGAUCACCACUAUCCUGCCUACUGCCAGCGGCAGCGUUGGUCUCGUUCUUAUCCAGACUCCCACUGUUGGACAGGAUCCUGCGACUUCAAGUCCUGCGAUCAACAUUCCAACCACAGGGCCAGCUGCAACUCCGACUGUGGCACCCGCGUCGCUCGUGACUCUCAUCAGCACAUACACCGGAACGGUUCCAUCGACCACUACGCUCGCUUCCGCUGGCACUGACAGCUUGGGGACCGUCAUCGUCCUCCUUCCAAGCGCCACGGCAACCCCUGGAACUACCCCAGGUGCCAACUUCGCGACGCUCAUCAGCACCUACACCGGAUCCGUGCCGUCGACCUCGACUAUCCUUCCUACCGGAACCAACUCCCAGGGAACUUUCGUCAUUCUUGUCCCGAGCUCUACCAUCGACCCUGGUACCCUCAGUGCUGGUGCUCCAGCUAUUACGUCCUCACCCGGUGCGGUGUUUGCCACUCUUACUUCCACCUACGGAGGCUCGGUCACCUCAUUCCAGACUGUGCUCCCAUCGGGAACUGGCUCGACUGGCACCCUCGUUGUUCUCGUUCCGAGCAACGUGCUGGCUUCUCCCACAGACACACCCGCCAUUCCUCUUACUACUGUCACGUCGACGUAUGGUGGCUCUGUUAUCUCAACGGCCAUUGCUUCACCUGCAAACCCUGGAGACCCUGGCACUCUUAUUGUCUUGGUUCCAAGCAACAUUGCGAGCUCGACUGGUGGCGCUGCUCCUGGUGUUGGCAACAAUGUACUCACAACAUUCCUGUCCACCUACACCGGCUCAGUUCCUCUGACUACUACUGUCGCCCCGAUCAACUCCAAUGACCCCGGAACGGUCAUCGUUCUCGUCCCAAGUGCAACGAGCGGAGCAGGCGCAGCAACGCCCACUGCUGGCGGUGUUAUUACCAGCUUCUACAGUGGCUUGGUGCCUUCGACAUCCGUGUUGCCUCCAGGUCCCUCUGGCGAGCCUGGUGGCACCGUCAUCUUCCUUCCCAGCAGCACCAGUCUGUCAACCGCCGCUACAACGGCUUUGGCUGCCGGUCUCUACACUAGCACGUACGGAGGUUCAGUCACUCUUACUUCUACGCUCCCCGUCGGACCGUCUGGAGAGCCUGGUGCCACAGUCAUCUUCGUUCCCAGCAACACUGCUGCGCCCACUCCCGCGACCACCGCAUUGGCUGGAGUUCUCACCAGCUUCUACAGCGGACUGGUGCCAUCAACUUCGGUUCUACCUGCGGGUCCUUCUGGUGAGCCGGGUGCCACAAUCAUCUUCCUCCCUAGUAACACAGUCACUCCACCUGCUACAGUGCCGACUGCCGGUGGCCUGUUCACCAGCUUCUAUGGCGGUUCCGUCACUCUCACAUCCACGCUGCCCACUGGGCCCUUCGGCGAGCCGGGUGCGACUAUCAUUCUCAUCCCGACUCCCACUGCCACGCUCAGCCCGGCGCUACCGAAUGUCUUGACUAGCACGUAUGGAGGCUCUGUUACGUUGACCUCUGUCUUGCCUACCGGUACCAACGGAGACCCCGGCCAGACAAUCAUCUUCGUCCCGAGCAACACCGGCGCCCCUGGCGCCACCGGUGCACCCUCAUUGCCCAAUGUCUUGACCAGCACAUACGGUGGUUCGGUUACCCUGACCUCAAUCCUACCAACCGGGCCAUCGGGUGAGCCAGCACAGACAAUCAUCUUUGUGCCGAGUAGCUCUGCUGCUCCGGGGUUGCCCAACAUCCAGACUAGCACAUAUGCAGGCUCAGUCACCUUUACGUCGGUCGUUACUGAUGGUGGUAUCAACGUGCCCCCGCAGACUAUUGUCUUCGUCCCGGGCGUGACCAUUGUUCCCAGCAACACUGACCCUGCAGGACUUCCCAACAUCUUGACAAGUACCUAUGGAGGCUCGGUGACUCUGACUUCGGUCCUCCCUGUUGGUCCAUCUGGAGAUCCAGCUACCGUUAUAUUCGUGCCAAGCGCGACUGGUGUUCCCAGCAACACUGGUGCUGCAGGUCUUCCCAAUGUUUUGACCAGUAUUUAUGAUGGUUCAGUUACUCUGACUUCCGUCAUCUCUACUGGCUUUGCUGGAGACCCUGCGCAGACGAUCAUUUUCAUUCCAAGUGCCCCUGGCGUCACCAGCAACACUGGUGCCGCUGGUCUCCCCAACAUCCUGACAAGCACUUAUGGAGGUUCGGUGACUUUGACUUCAGUACUACCGGUUGGCCCAUCUGGAGAUCCUGCCACGGUCAUCUUUGUACCGGGAACUCCUGGUGUUACCAGCAACUCUGGUGUGGCUGGUCUACCUAAUGUUUUGACCAGCACUUACGGAGGCUCCGUUACUUUAACUUCAGUUUUGCCAGUUGGUCCGUCCGGAGACCUUGCUACAGUCAUCUUCGUACCAGGCACUCCUGGCAUCACUAGCAACACUGGUGCUGCGGGCCUACCUAACAUCCUCACGAGCACUUACGGAGGCUCAGUCACUUUGACAUCAGUCUUGCCCGUUGGUCCGUCUGGAGAUCCCGCUACGGUCAUCUUCGUACCUGGUGCUCCCAGCGCCACUCCAACCAUCACUGCUGCUCCUACGCUGCCCAACGUCUUGACCCAGACCUACGGCGGCUCCGUUACGUUGACCACUGUUGUCCCCACAGGAUCUGCGGGCGACCCUGGUGUGACUGUCAUCUUCGUUCCCUCUGCUCCAGGCGCCUCGUCCGUUGACCCUACUCAGGCUCUCGGCAAUGUGUUGACAAGCACGUACGACGGAUCGGUCACGCUCACGACUACUUUGCCGGUUGGCCCAUCUGGUGACCCAGCGACUGUGGUCUUGGUACCAAGCAACACCUUGGUAUCAACAAGCACCGCAGUGGCAGGCCUUCCAAACAUCCUGACGCAGACCUAUGGUGGAUCUGUGACUUUGACAUCUGUUCUUCCCACGGGUCCUUCAGGAGAGCCUGGCGCAACGGUCAUCUUUGUUCCUGGCUUGCCUACUACAGCACCAACUGUUCCAUCUGCUGGCGGCGUUUUGACGAGCACUUACGGCGGUUCAGUCACUUUGACGACUACUUUGCCAAUCGGACCGUCUGGCGACCCAGCGACCGUCAUCUUGGUGCCGACCAGCACCGGAGCCGUUGGCCUGCCUAAUAUCCUUACUCAGACAUACGACGGUUCGGUGACCUUGACGACUGUGCUGCCUACGGGCCCAUCGGGUGAGCCUGGAGCUACAGUCAUUUUCGUUCCUGGCCUCCCGACCACUGCUCCGUCCGUUCCAUCUGUUGGAGGUGUUUUGACCAGCACGUACGAUGGAUCGGUAACGCUCACGACCACUUUGCCCAUCGGCCCAUCUGGCGAUCCAGCAACCGUUGUAUUGGUGCCAAGCAGCACUGGAGCAGCCGGUCUACCCAACAUUCUGACCCAGACAUACGGUGGAUCGGUGACCUUGACGACUGUGCUGCCUACGGGCCCAUCGGGAGAGCCUGGUGCAACUGUUAUCUUUGUGCCAAGUUCCCCGAUUGCUACACCAACUGUUGCCCCUGGAGGCAUCUUGACCAGUACUUAUGCCGGAUCGGUCACCCUUACGACCACCUUGCCCAUCGGUCCAUCUGGUGAUCCUGCUACUGUCAUUCUGGUACCGGGUAGCACAGCAGCUGCAGGUCUUCCCAAUAUCCUUACCCAGACGUACGGAGGCUCGGUUACCCUCACCACUGUUCUGCCUACUGGCCCGUCCGGCGAGCCCGGUGCGAACGUCAUCUUCGUACCAAGCUCUCCUAUUGCCACACCUACCAUUGCCCCUGGCGGAGUGUUGACCAGUGUCUAUGAUGGCUCAGUCACGCUGACAUCGACUUUGCCCGUCGGUCCAUCUGGGGAGCCUGGAGCUACUAUCAUCCUCAUCCCUACCAAUACUGGGGUUCCGUCAUUGCCCAAUAUCUUCACUUCGACGUACGACGGCUCGGUUACGCUCACCACUACCCUCCCAGUCGGACCUUCUGGAGACCCGGCGACUGUUAUCCUGGUGCCGAGCCAGACUGCCGCUCCCGCUGUCCCAAGCAAUCUCUUCACCAGCACGUACGAUGGAUCUGUCACCUUGACCACGACCUUGCCCAUUGGCACUGUUGUUCUGGUCCCCAGUCAAACUGCGGCUCCUGGCCUCCCCAACAUCCUCACUUCUACGUACGGAGGUUCGGUCACUUUGACCACCACAUUGCCUGUUGGUCCCUCAGGAGACGUUGCCACGGUCAUUCUCGUGCCCAGCCAGACUGGCGCUCCUGGUCUUCCCAAUGUCUUGACAUCGACAUACGGUGGCUCGGUAACCCUCACUACCACCUUACCCGUUGGGCCUUCUGGAGAUGUCGCGACUGUCAUCUUGGUUCCAAGUGCGACACCUGCUCCUGGCUUGCCAAAUGUCCUCACUUCUACGUAUGGAGGAUCAAUCACUCUCACAACCGUCUUGCCGGUUGGUCCUUCUGGCGACCCCGAGACGGUGAUUUUGGUACCAAGCCAAACUGCGGCGCCUGGUCUGCCCAAUGUGUUGACCAGCACCUAUGGCGGUUCAGUCACUUUGACCACCACGCUUCCAGUCGGACCUUCAGGCGGUAUCGCAACAAUCAUCCUGGUACCCAGCACGACACCUGCUCCUGGCUUGCCUAAUAUUCUGACGAGCACUUACGGCGGAUCGAUCACGUUGACCACUGCCUUGCCUGUUGGCCCGUCUGGAGAUCCCGUCACGGUGGUCCUUGUACCGAGCCAAACUGCGGCGCCUGGGCUGCCCAAUGUGUUGACCAGCACCUAUGGCGGUUCAGUCACUUUGACUACCACGCUACCCGUUGGUCCCUCUGGCGAUAUCGCGACUGUGAUUUUGGUACCCAGCUCAACUGCCGCCCCUGGUCUACCGAACAUCUUGACGAGCACCUACGGAGGUUCCGUAACCUUGACUACAACUCUCCCAGUUGGACCAUCCGGCGACAUCGCGACCGUGAUCCUCGUCCCCGGUGGUCCCACUUCCACGGCCGCCCCUGGUUUGCCCAACAUUCUUACCAGUACGUACGACGGCUCGGUGACUCUCACGACAAUUCUGCCAAUUGGCCCCUCCGGGGAUCCUGCCACAGUCAUAUUGGUGCCCAGUUCUGGAUCGAAUGGUGCUGGCCUUUCCAACGUGCUCACAAGCACCUAUGGAGGCUCAGUCACUCUCACGACGACGCUGCCUAUCGGACCUUCAGGCGACCCAGCAACUGUCAUUCUUGUGCCUAGUUCUGGAGCGAACAAUGGCGGUCUCCCUAAUAUUUUCACCAGCACCUAUGAUGGCUCAGUUACCCUCACAACCACACUUCCCAUUGGGCCCUCUGGGGAUCCAGCAGAAGUCGUGUUGGUGCCCAGCUCUGGAUCCAACAAUGGCGGUCUACCUAAUGUGCUUACAAGCACUUAUGAUGGAUCAGUCACCCUUACGACCACUCUGCCUAUUGGGCCUUCCGGUGAUCCCGCCACGGUUGUGUUGGUUCCCAGCACUAUUCCUUCUAUCACGGCGGCUCCCGGCCUCCCUAAUGCGCUUACAAGCACAUAUGGAGGCUCGGUUACUCUUACUACCGUCUUGCCCAUUGGACCUUCUGGGGACCUAGCAACUGUUGUUCUCGUGCCCGGCUCUGGUUCAACUGGCGCUGGUCUUCCCAAUGUCUUUACUAGCACCUACGAUGGUUCGGUCACUCUCACAACCACUCUCCCCAUUGGGCCAUCGGGCGAUCCGGCGACUGUCAUCCUGGUCCCGAGCACGAUUCCUUCCAUCACAGCUGCUCCCGGUCUUCCCAACGUACUUACAAGCACAUACGAUGGUUCAGUCACUCUCACGACGGUUCUGCCUCUUGGCCCGUCUGGAGACCCGGCCACCAUCAUCUUAGUGCCGGGUGGUACACCAUCUACUACGCCCGCGCCUGGUCUUCCCAACGUGCUUACGAGCACAUACGGAGGCUCGGCGACUCUUACUACCGUCUUGCCCCUCGGCCCCUCCGGUGACCCGGCUACUGUUAUCCUGGUCCCGAGUGCCACUCCUACCAUCACGCCUGCACCCAGUCUACCCAAUGUGCUCACCAGCACGUAUGGUGGUUCAGUCACUCUCACCACGGUCUUACCUUUGGGACCAUCUGGAGAUCCUGCUACCAUCAUCUUGGUACCCAGCAGCGCCGUUCCUCCACUCAUCGAUAUUUCUAUUGGUAUCAACCUUCCAGGCCUAUUUACCAGCACUUAUGGAGGUCCAUCUACCAUCACUACAGUGCUGCCAGUUGGCCCAUCUGGAGAUCCUGCCACCGUCAUUCUGGUGCCAAGCACUCCUCCGCUCAUCGACCUCUCGAUUGGCAUCAACCUCCCCAACCUUUUCACCAGUACCUAUGGUGGUUCGGUCACCCUCACGACUACCCUUCCCAUUGGGCCGUCUGGUGAUCCGGCUACGGUCAUUCUGGUACCCAGCAGUGUCCCUACUAUCACGGCUGGACCUGGGUCACCCAAUAUUUUGACGAGCACCUACGCUGGCUCUGUUACCUUGACCACUGUCUUACCGGUUGGUCCCUCUGGUGAUCCCGCCACCAUCAUCCUGGUGCCCGGAGCCACUAUCACGGAUGCCUCAGCACUGCCUAAUGUGCUUACGAGCACUUACGCCGGCUCAGUCACUCUCACAACCGUACUUCCGAUCGGACCCUCUGGCGACCCAACUACAAUCGUCUUGGUUCCUGGCGUUACUCCUACGGACGCUUCAGGAUUGCCCAACAUUCUCACAAGCACAUAUGGCGGUUCUGUCACACUCACCACUGUCCUUCCAGCUGGUCCCUCCGGCGAUCCGGCGACGAUUGUGUUGGUUCCCAGUGCCCCUAUCACCGAUGCCCCAGGACUGCCAACUCUCCUCACGAGCACAUAUGGCGGCUCGGUCACUCUUACCACUGUGCUUCCAGCCGGCCCCUCCGGAGACCCGGCGACAAUCGUCUUGGUUCCGGGAGCCUCCAUAACGGAUGCUCCCGGCCUGCCCAAUGUGCUUACCAGCACCUAUGCCGGCUCAGUCACUCUCACUACGGUGUUGCCCAUCGGACCCUCCGGGGAUCCGGCUACGGUCAUUCUGGUGCCUGGUGCGACGGGCGAUGGCGCUGGUGGUCUUCCCAACAUUCUCACCAGCACUUACGAUGGCUCUGUGACGCUUACGACCACUCUGCCUAUUGGUCCUUCUGGUGAUCCGGCAACUGUUGUUUUGGUGCCAUCUUCGAUCGGCGCUGGCUUGCCCAACCUUCUCACCAGCACAUAUGACGGAUCGGUAACCCUUACAACUACUUUGCCAGUUGGCCCUUCAGGCGAUCCUGCGACAGUUGUUCUGGUGCCGUCUUCGAUCAGCGCCGGUCUGCCCAAUGUUCUCACUAGUACGUACGAUGGAUCAGUUACUCUCACGACCACCUUGCCUAUUGGUUCAUCUGGCGACCCGGCCACGGUUAUCCUCGUACCUGGCGCGAGCAACACGGGUGCUGCUGGUCUUCCGAAUAUCUUGACAAGCACUUAUGACGGCUCGGUCACGCUUACCACUACCUUGCCAAUUGGCCCCUCUGGCGAUCCGGCUACUGUGAUCUUGGUACCCUCGUCUGGCGCUGCUGGCCUCCCAAAUGUGCUUACUUCUACGUACGACGGCUCUGUUACUCUCACCACCACGCUUCCGAUCGGCCCUUCAGGAGAUCCCGCAGAGGUGGUCCUUGUCCCAAGUGUUGUACCAAGUGUCACCGCACCUGGACUGCCCAACUUGCUUACUUCGACUUACGAUGGUUCCGUCACGUUAACCACUACCUUGCCUAUCGGUCCCUCGGGCGACCCAGCAACGGUGAUCCUGGUCCCAAGCAUCGUCCCAGGCGUGACUGCGACUGGGCUUCCCAAUGUUCUCACUUCUACGUACGAUGGUUCCGUUACUAUCACCACGACUUUGCCCAUUGGCCCGUCUGGCGAUCCCGCAGAGGUGGUCCUUGUGCCGAGUGUGGCCCCGAGCGCGACUGUGCCUGGUCUCCCCAACCUUCUAACGUCCACGUACGAUGGCUCAGUCACAAUCACAACGACGCUGCCGAUUGGGCCCUCUGGCGACCCAACCGCCGUCGUUUUGGUUCCUGGCAUCACGGCUCCAGCACUUCCCAACGUGCUGACAAGCACGUACGAUGGCUCCGUCACCUUGACUACCACUUUGCCCAUUGGCCCUUCGGGAGACCCUGCGACUGUGGUCCUGGUCCCGAGUAUCCCUGGCUCUCCAGCCUUACCGGAUGUCUUGACCAGUACGUACGACGGAUCUGCCACUAUCACAACUACCCUGCCUGCUGGACCAACACUUGUGCUGGUUCCAAGCGCCACCAAUGUGGCAGGUGGUUUGUUCACGAGCACGUACGACGGCUCAGUGACUCUUACAUCUACACUUCCUGCUGGCCCAUCUGGCGAGCCUGGAGCCACCAUCAUUUUCGUCCCGACGAUUUCCGUCGGUGGUCUUCCGAACCUCUUCACAAGCACGUAUGAUGGAUCAGUCACUCUCACGACUACGCUUCCUGCCGGUCCUUCUGGUGAGCCUGGUGCGACCAUUAUUCUGGUCCCAACCGUUUCUGUUGGCGGACUUCCCAACCUCUUCACCAGCACAUACGAUGGCUCGGUUACCUUGACCACCACUCUUCCCGCUGGUCCAUCUGGAGAGCCCGGACCUACCGUGGUCCUGGUCCCUGGCUUAACAUCUGCUUUGCCGACGUCUGCCCUGCCGAACUUAUUCACCAGCACGUACGAUGGCUCCAUUACUCUCACCACUACCUUGCCAGCCGGUCCCUCAGGCGAGCCUGGCCCAACGGUUGUUCUCGUCCCCGGAGCCACAUCGGCGCUGCCCAAUCUCUUUACCAGCACUUACGAUGGAUCCAUCACGCUCACCACCACACUCCCUGCUGGCCCAUCGGGGGAGCCUGGCCCUACUGUUGUUCUGGUUCCAGGUCUCACAUCUGCCUUGCCGACAUCUGCUCUGCCAAACUUCUUCACAAGCACCUACGACGGGUCUGUGACUCUCACCACGACGCUCCCCGCUGGCCCGUCUGGCGAUCCUGGCGCGACCGUGGUCUUGGUCCCUGGUCUCACGAGUGCGUUGCCAAACCUCUUCACGAGCACGUACGAUGGAUCCAUUACGCUCACAACUACGCUCCCCGCUGGUCCAUCUGGCGAGCCUGGCCCUACCGUCGUUUUGGUUCCUGGAUUGACUUCGGCAUUGCCCAACCUCUUUACUAGCACGUAUGACGGAUCCAUCACUCUCACUACCACGCUUCCGGCUGGCCCCUCGGGAGAACCUGGCCCGACCGUCGUCUUGGUUCCUGGCGCUACUUCUGUGCUGGGAAGCUUCUUGACCAGCACAUACGGCGGUUCAGUCACCCUCACAACCACUUUGCCAGCUGGACCUUCAGGCGAGCCUGGCCCGACUGUUGUUCUGGUGCCAAGUCUCACUGGUGCCAUCCCCACGUCCACUGCAGACUUGAACAUCCUGACCAGCACCUAUGCUGGAUCGGUUACUCUCACCACAACCCUUCCGGUUGGUCCUUCGGGAGAGCCUGGUGCUACCGUUAUUUUGGUCCCAAGCAUCACCGAUGCUUUGACUACUCCCACCGCGGCUCUGCCCAACGUGUUGACCAGCACCUACGAUGGCUCAGUCACUUUGACUACCACUCUCCCCGCUGGACCCUCGGGCGAGCCUGGAGAUGUUGUCGUCCUGGUCCCAAGCUCUGCUCUCGGAGCCUCUCCUGGCCAGUUCAUCACGCUCACCAGUGGCUACUCCGGCAUUGUACCCUCAACGUCGACCAUUCUGCCCACGGGCACGGAGACAAUUGGCGCGGUUGUCAUUCUGGUACCCACGAGCAGUGCGGGCAUCAGCUUCACCACCAUUACGAGCUCGUACUCGGGUGCUAUCCCAUCCGCGACGACCAUUUUCCCGACCGGAUCGGAUACCGAGGGAACUAUUAUCAUUCUCAAUCCUAUCACGAUCGACACCCCGGGCAUCACCAUUACGAGGCCGUACACCGGAACCGAGACCCUGACCUCUACGAUUCCACCCGCCGUUUCUGGAGACCCUGCGACCGUCAUCAUUCUGGAUCCCGCUCUACUUCUCACGACUUCCAACGCUGGUUCUUUCACGACCAUUACAAGCGGAUAUGAUGGUUCCGUCAUUGCCACGUCCACCGUCCCGGCGGUCGGCACCGAUAGACCCGGAACAGUCGUCAUUCUGGAGCCAACGGGCACCGCCGCGCCCAGCGUCACCGUUUCCUACACGACCAUCAUCAGCACAUACGCAGGAUCGUUGCUGGCGACCUCGACUCUAGCUCCCGCGGGCACCGAUGCUGUUGGCACCGUCAUCCUGCUGGUUCCCAGCUCGAGUGUUCAGAUCCCUGCUCCCUCGGGAACUGACACUGUUGGCACCAUCAUCUUCUUCGAGCCCGAGGCCACUGCAACAUCUGAUGUGCCCUUCACUACAAUCUUUAGUGGGUACGACGGGUCCAUUAUCCAGACCUCUACCAUUGCACCCGGCGCGCCUGGUGAGACUGGCACUGUUGUCAUUCUUCAGCCCAGCUCGGUCCUCACUGCGUUGCCAACAUCGUCUGCCAACUCCGAUGUCGUCAGCUACACCACAAUCUUCAGCACGUACACUGGCGACAUUCCUCUCACGACGACCCUUGCUCCGGCUAGCGGCGACCCUGCCAACAUUGGCACAGUCAUCGUCCAGUUGCCCAAUGUCCUGGCCACGUCGAGCCCGACCAUCAGCGUCAGCAUUACAUACACGACGAUCGUCAGCUUCUUCUCGGGAUCUGCUCCGAUCACCACCACGAUCGAUCCCGCGGUUGGAGGCAGCAUUGGUACUGUUGUUGUGCAGGUUCCUCUUACCACCUCGGAUCUCUUGGCUUCGCCUGGCAUCUUCUACACCACUAUCGUGAGCAGCUACCCAGGAUCGGUCACUUUGACAACCACCAUUCCUCCUGCUGCCACGGAUCCAGCCGGCCUCGCAACCGGAACGGUCAUUAUCCAGGUGCCCGACUCUCAGGUCACCGGUUCCAGCUCCUCUGGCGGUGCUCUAGCGGCCUCGUUCACCACCAUCUUCAGCAACUACCCGGGAUCCAUCACGCUCACCACGACUCUGCCUCCUGCUGCCACAGAUCCAGCUGGCCUCGGCACGGUCAUUGUUCAAAUUCCGGAUACAGGAAUCAUUCCCACUGCCACGAGUGCUUUGGCUGCUUCCUUCACCACCAUCUUUAGCACUUAUCCUGGAUCUGUAACUUUGGCCACCACUCUGCCUCCCGAUGCCACUGACCCUGCGGGUCUCGGUACAGUCAUUAUUCAGAUCCCCGAAACUGGAGUGAUCCCAACGGCCACGAGUGCUCUGGGAGCGUUGUUCACCACGGUGUUCAGUACCUACCCUGGCUCAGUCACUUUGACAACUACUAUCCCCGCCGCGGACCCCACGGGCUUGGGAACAGUUGUCAUUCAAGUUCCUGACAUCUUGGAUACUUCGAGCCUCCCCACUGGCAGUCUUACCGCUUCGCCGGGUGGCUUCUUCACUACCCUCUUCAGCACCUAUGACGGCUCGGUCACCUUGACCACGACCAUCCCCCCUGCGGCGACGGAUCCCUCCGGACUUGCCACGGUCAUUAUUCAGGUUCCCAGCAACGUGCUCAACACGGACAGCAUCUCUUAUACCACGGUCACCAGUGCCUACACCGGCCUCAUUCCCCAGACCACUACCGUGGCCCCUGGCGCUCCUGGCGACCUCGGAACCGUCAUCGUCCAGGUUCCCACCAGCUCAGUCAGCGUAGAUGCCAUCUCGUACGUGACUGUCACCAGUGGUGGCUUCACCGGCCUGGGCCCAUUGACAACCACCAUUCCUCCGGCCAACCCCGCAGACCCCGGAACAGUCGUCAUCCAGGUCCCAAGUGCCACCAGCGCCCUUGGAGCUGUGUACACGACCAUCACCAGCGGCUACCCUGGAUCUGUCCUCGCAACCGAGACGGGCGUUCUCACCGGAGUAGAUGGCCUUGUCACUGUGGUCGUUCUAUCGCCGACCGGAACUGCCGCCUCAUUGCCAACCAUCACGGGAAGCAUUGGCGUGUUUGUUACAGUCAGCAUUGGAUAUGAUGGAUCUGUCGUUGCAACAUCGACCGGCUCAGUUACUGGUGUCGAUGGUCUUAUUACUGUUGUCGUCCAGACUCCCACCAUCGCCAUCACUUCACCCACGGCCACCAUUCCGGGUCUCUCCUAUACCACGGUUACCAGCGGCUACGCUGGAUCUCUCCUCCAGACCCUCAUUGGAACGCAGACCGGAGCUGAUGGACUGGCCACAGUGGUCAUUCAGACGCCCACGAUUGCCAUUACCUCGCCGACUGCCACUAUUCCUGGCCUUUCGUACACCACCGUGACAAGUGGCUACGACGGCUCGCUUCUCCAGACUCUCAUUGGAACGCAGACUGGUGCAGACGGCUUGGCGACGGUCAUCAUCCAGACUCCAACUUUGGGACUCACUUCCCCGACUGCAACGAUUUCCGGUCUUUCCUACACCACCGUCACAAGUGGCUACGCUGGAUCUCUUCUCCAGACCCUCAUCGGUACCGCUACUGGUGCUGAUGGCCUCGCCACGGUCGUGAUCCAGGUGCCAACAGCCUACAUCACCUCUAGCCCGACUGUCUCGGCUCCGGUCUCAUACACCACAGUCACCAGCGGCUAUGGAGGCUCAUUCAUCCAGACUCUCAUCGGCUCUCUUCCCGGUAUUGACGGCUACAUCACCGUGGUCGUCAACAUCCCCACUGGCACGGCAUCUCUGCCCACGACCACUUUGCCCGGUGUUUCGUACACGACUGUUACGAGUGGAUAUGAUGGAUCGCUUCUUCAGACCCUCAUCGGCUCUGUCACUGGCGCAGAUGGACUUGCGACCGUUGUGGUCCAGGUUCCCACUGCCACGGCCACAGCCACGACAACGCCCGCCAUCUCGGUCACUCAGUCCAUCAUCUCGUACAUCACCGUCACGACUGGCUACUCUGGCGCCUCAACUCUCUUCCAGACGCUCGCUCCCGCUGCCUCUGGUCUGCCAGGCACCGUCUUCAUCCAAGUCCCGACCGCCGUGCCUUCAAGCACGCCUUCUCUCACCAUCUCGGACGGCACUACGUACACAACCAUUACUUCUUUCAUCACGGCUUCCGUCACCCAGAUCUCGACUCUUGUUCCGUCAAGGGCUGGCGAUGUGGUCACUGUUCUUCUUGGUCUCCCCCGUCGCUUGGUGCUCGUCACGACGACGAUCCCUGGUCUAAGUGUUACUGCCACCUCAACUCUGCCAAUGGGCUCCGAUGGUGCCCAGACGAUCAUGAUCCAGGUUCCUGGCGUGGCCACGGCCACGGCCACGGCAUCACCCACGAUUGGUGGCAUCACAACCGUCUUCAAUACUUACAGCGGCUCCGUUACUCUCAUCCAGACAGAAACUCCCGCUCAGCCUGGAGAUCCAACCACGGUUCUUGUCAAUAUCCCCGGCGUCUUUGCCGAGGUUACUUCAACUCGCUUUGGCGCACCAUCUGCCGGCACCACCACCAUUGCUCCCGCCGGCACCGGCCUCCCAGCGACAGUCAUCAUCGACCUUCCUGCCAUCUUCCAGACCGUCACCAGCGGCUACUCUGGUCUCGUUCCGGCAACGACGACUAUUUUGCCAACGGAUCCCACCGGAGUUGGUCUGGUCAUCAUCCAGACCCCGACUGUCUCCUCUGGCUUGCCCUCCAAUACUCCUUCCACGGUCUUCACAACCGCGCCUGGAACUGGCUCACUCUUGGCCACUGCCACGAUCACCGGGCCUGAUGGCGUGAUUUCCGUCAUUGUACAGACCCCAACGGCUCUUGGACAGAUCCUCUCUACGGUCUUCACCACUCAGCCGGGCACUGGAGUCUUGCCUGCCACUACUACCGUCACCGGCCCAGAUGGAAUCGUCUCUGUCAUUCUUGAGACUCCUACUCUUCCCUCGGGAGCUGUUCCGACUACGGUCUUCACCACGUUGCCCGGAACUGCUGCUCUACCAGCAACGACCACCGUCACGGGAACGGAUGGAGUCGUUUCCGUCAUCUUCUUGGAGCCUACAACCUCGGGCCAGAGCCUCGUGGUUCCGACUACGGUCUUCACCACCAUUGUGGGAACUGGUGCUCUCCCGACCACUACUACGGCCAGCGGCCUUGGUGGAAUCGUCUCUAUCAUCGUGGAGCUUCCGAGCACUACUUUGCCUCCAGGAGUCACUCCCUCGACCAUCUUCACCACGGUUCCAGGCACCGGAGCGCUCCCGGCCACAGCUACGGUCACCGGACUGGAUGGCAUCGUCUCGGUCAUCAUCUCCGAGCCCACGUCAAUUCUAUCUGGCAUCUUCACCACCAUCACCACGGGAGGACCGGUUGCUACGACCAGCACCAUUCUGCCCAACAUCAUUGGUGGCGUGGGCACGGUUGUCGUCCAGACACCGACCCUCACCGUCAGUCCCGGAGCCUUCUUCACGACUCUCACUUCUGGUGGUCCAGUCGCUUCCACUUUCACGAUUCCAGCUGUUGAUCCCACUGGCCUCGGAACGGUCGUCAUCCAGACACCCACUGUCAGCCCGGGAGCCUUAUUCACCACCAUCACCUCUGGUGGCCCAGGUGCGUCGACCUUUACCAUCCCAGCCGCCGACCCUACCGGCCUUGGAACCGUGGUCAUCCAGACUCCGACUGCCCUCCUCGCGUCUUACACGACCCUCACCAUCACCGGCUCUGUUGCGACGACCUUCUCAAUCCCCCCUGUGGGCUCUGGCAUCGGAAGCGUCAUUGUGCAGAUCCCGGAGAUCACUGGCACGUCCGCCUCGCUGCCAUCCAUUACAUCUGCUCCGACCUCGAUUCUCAGCCGUGACCUCACCACCAUCUUCUCCCCUUACACCGGAACGACAAGAAUCACCACCACAAUUCUGGUCAGCAUCAGCGGCGAUCCUACCCUGCCCAACACGGUCAUUGUCUACGUUCCCCUCACGGAGACGAGCAGCUCCGUUGCGACACCGACGGUCACUGGCGGUAUCUCGUACAUCACUCUCAUCACGGGGGUUCCUGGAACCUUUAUUGGCACCCAGACAACUACCCUUCCCGCCGGCAAUGAUGGAUCUGCCACCGUUCUCAUCCAGACUGCCCUUCCUCUGGCCACGUCCAGCCCCAGCGUCACUGUCUCGUACACGACCAUCGUCACGGGCAUCAUUGGCACCUUUGCUGGUCUUCAGACAUCGACUCUUCCAGCAGGACCCGAUGGACUGGCAACUGUCCUCGUCCAGAGCGCCGUCCCGUCUGCUGGUGUUUCUUUCACUACGGCCUUGACGGGAAUUCCGGGCACAUUCCUCGGAACCCAGGCGACGACUUUGCCUGUUGGUACCAACGGCAUCGCAACCGUUCUUCUCCAGACUGCCCUGCCUACCGCAAGCCCGGUCUCGUACACCACCAUCUUCUCUGGCGUGCCCGGCACGUUCGUCGGACCUCAGACCACGACCUUGCCCGCGGGCCCCGACGGUCUCGCUACUGUUGUCGUGCAAAGCGCUCUUCCUACCUCGGGUGUUUCCUACACGACUCGCUUCACAGGCGUUCCCGGCACUUUCAUCGGAGCUCAGACAACCACGCUUCCUGCCGGUCCCGAUGGACUCGUUACCGUACUUGUCCAGAGCGCGAUCCCAACAGCAAGCGCCUCGUACACGACAUUGCUUACUGGCAUCCCUGGAACCUUCUUGGGCUCGCAGACCAGCACUCUUCCAGUUGGACCUGACGGCGUUGCUACUGUGAUCAUCCAAACUGCGCUGCCUACUGGUGUGCCGACGUCCUACACGACUCUGUUCUCUGGCAUUCCCGGCACAUUCAUCGCGCCCAUCACAACCACGUUGCCCGCUGGGCUUGACGGCAUCGCGACCGUGCUCAUUCAAACGGCGCUUCCAACUGCGACUGCAAGCCCUACGUCCUACACGACCGUCCUCACUGGUGUACCGGGUACAUUCAUCGGCGCUCAGACGAGCACCUUGCCUGUUGGAUCUAACGGCAUCGCCACGGUGGUCAUUCAGACCGCCCUGCCCACUGGAAACCCAACGUCGUACACGACCUUGUUCUCUGGUGUUCCUGGCACUUUCACCGCGCCUUUGACAACAACUCUGCCAGCCGGAACCGACGGCAUUGCAACUGUGGUCAUUCAAACCGCACUCCCGACAGCCAGCCCGCUCUCGUACACCACCGUCUUCAGCGGCGUUCCUGGCACUUUCUUGGGCGCCCAGACGACUACCCUUCCUGCUGGCCCUGGUGGUCUGGCAACCGUUCUUAUCCAGACAGCCCUGCCAACAUCAAGCCCUCUAUCGUAUACCACGGUGCUCACGGGCGUUCCAGGAACUUUCCUUGGUGCGCAGACCUCCACCUUGCCCGCCGGUACCAACGGAAUCGCGACUGUGGUCAUCCAGACUGCCCUCCCAACAGCCAGCCCAGUGUCCUACACAACUGUAUUCACAGGUCUUCCAGGAACUUUCUUGGGCCUACAGACAUCAACACUUCCUGCUGGCCCUGAUGGCCUCGCCACCGUUGUCAUUCAGUCAGCUCUGCCAACGGGAAGCCCAACUUCGUACACAACAUUGCUCACUGGCAUCCCGGGCACUUUCUUGGGCUCACAAACGACAACGCUGCCUGCCGGUCUCGAUGGACUGGCAACUGUCAUUGUUCAGACUGCUCUGCCAACAGCAAGCCCCGUCUCAUACACCACCUUGCUCUCCGGGGUACCAGGAACUUUCUUGGGCGCGCAGACUACCACGCUCCCGGCUGGUUCUGAUGGUCUUGCCACGGUCAUCAUUCAGACCGCUAUUCCCACAGUCCAAGCUGCUUCAUAUGUCACCAUCGUCACGGGCAUCCCGGGUACUUUUGCCGGCACCUUGGCCUCGACACUUCCCGCGGGAACCAACGGAGUUGGCACCGUUAUUCUCCAGACCGCCGUUCCCACGCCGACUUCGAGCGGCGCUGGUGUCACCUACACCACAAUCCUGACUGGAGUCCCUGGCAUCUUCACAGGUACCCAGACGACUACGCUCCCCAUUGUCACCGGAACUGUUGGCACCGUUCUCUUGGAGACCGCUCUCGCAACUCCGAGCCCAGUUCUCUCCUACGUCACAUUGUUGACUGGAAUUCCCGGAACUUUCAUCGGUACGCAGGCGACCACGCUGCCAAUUAUCUCUGGCAGCGUCGGAACGGUUCUCUUGCAGACCGCUCUUCCUUCUGCCACCUCGUCGCCUACAAGCAGCGUCAGCAUCACGUACAUCACCAUUGUCACUGGUAUCUUGGGAACCUUCACUGGCACUCAGACAAGCACCCUGCCCAUUCCGUCCAUCGGAGUCGGUAUCGGCAUCGGUAUCACGGCUACCGUCGUCUUGCAGACCGCCAUUCCCACAUCGGCUGUGCAAUCGUACACGACCAUCGUCUCCGGCGUUCCCGGCAGCUUCACCGGCACCCAGACCACUACCCUCCCCGGUGUUGGUCCGGACGGCCUGGCUACCGUGGUCCUCCAGACUGCCCUUCCCGUCAUCACUUCAUACACGACCAUCUUCAGUGGUGUCUUUGGCACUUUCACUGGAACCCAGACAACUACCCUUCCUGGGGUCGGCACCAACGGUCUUGGAACUGUUGUCUUGCAAACGGCCGUCCCCUCAACAACUGCGGCCUCCUAUACCACAGUCAUCACGGGCGUCCCAGGCACUUUCAUCGGCACGCAGACUUCCACCCUCCCUGGCACCGGCGCCAACGGCCUUGGAACAGUUGUUCUCCAGACUGCUCUCCCUGCCGCUACCUCGUACACUACGAUCUUCAGUGGAAUCGUUGGCACCUUUACCGGAACCCAGACUACCACUCUGCCUGGCACUGGAAUCGACGGCCUCGGAACUGUUGUUCUGCAGACCCCGAUUCCCACCACAAGUCUGUCAUACACGACUUUGGUCACCGGCAUCGCUGGAAGCUUCUUUGGCACCCAGACGACUACCCUACCCGUCGUCGGCACCGGAAAUGUGGCCACUGUUCUCCUCCAGACUGCACUUCCGAGCGUCUCGUACACUACCGUCCUCACGGGUAUCCCUGGAACGUUCAUCGGAACCCAGACCAGCACUUUGCCUGUUGUCGGUUCCAACGGCUUGGCAACUGUCGUCCUACAGACUGCACUGCCCGCCAUCUCCUACACCACGCUUCUCACAGGCAUCCCGGGCAACUUUGCUGGAUCCCAGACAACCACUCUUCCCAUCGUUGGCACGGGGAACGUGGCGACCGUUCUCAUCCAGACUGCUCUCCCAUCGGUCAGCAGCACGUCUUCAAGCUCUUCGGUCAUCGUGAUCAAUACUUCCUACGUCACCAUUGUCACUGGCAUCUUUGGUACGUUUGCAGGAACCCAGACAACUACUUUGCCUGCCGCCGCCACAGCCCCCGGACUCGUCACUGUCGUCCUCCAGACAGCAAUCCCGAGCCCCGGCACGACUUCGUACACCACGAUCCUCACUGGCGUCACCGGAACCAGCUUCCCUGGUACAAGGGCGACCACUCUGCCUGUCAUCGGUACCCUUGGAACUGUCCUUUUGGAGACGGCUAUUCCGGACGUCCCGACAACUUCCUACACGACUAUUCUCACUGGCAUCGCUGGCGAGACAUUUGUCGGCACCCGCGCCACAACUCUUCCAGUUACGGGAAGCAUUGGAACCGUUUUGUUGGAGACGGCCAUUCCAGCUGCCACCUCGUACAUUACGAUUCCCACGGGAGUCGCUGGCGCCACAUUCACCGGCAUCCAGCUGUCUACUCUUCCAGUCACGGGAACUAUCGGAACUGUACUUCAACAAACAGCUCUGCCGGCGGCUACUUCAUACAUCACGAUUCCCACCGGAGUUAUUGGGGCUACAUUCACUGGCAUCCAGCUUUCCACUUUGCCCGUCACCGGCACCAUCGGUACGGUCCUUCAACAGACUGCUCUUCCGGCUGCCACCUCAUACAUCACGAUCCCAACUGGAGUCAUCGGUGGCACCUUCACCGGCAUUCAGCUCACGACACUGCCGGUUACUGGAACCAUCGGCACCGUGCUCCAGCAAACAGCCCUUCCGGCAGCAACUUCAUACAUCACGAUUCCUACUGGCAUUGCGGGAGCUACCUUCACGGGUAUCCAGCUUUCGACUUUGCCCGUUACCGGCACGAUUGGAACUGUGUUGCAACAGACGGCUCUGCCCGCUGCCACUUCGUACAUCACGGUACCGACCGGAAUCCUGGGAGCCACGUUCCUUGGAACGCAACUUUCUACGCUUCCUGUUACUGGCACGAUUGGAACUGUUCUUCAACAAACCGCCAUUCCUCUCGUGACUUCCUAUAUCACAAUCCCAACUGGAGUUCUGGGAGCCACGUUCCUUGGAACUCAGCUCUCUACUCUUCCAGUCACUGGAACCGUUGGCACCGUCCUUCAACAGACGGCCAUUCCCAAUCCCGUCACAUCUUAUGUUACGAUUCCCACGGGAGUUCUGGGAGCAACAUUCCUCGGAACCCAACUGUCGACCCUGCCUGUCACGGGCACUAUUGGUACGGUUCUGCAACAGACUGCCAUUCCCAACCCCGUCACCUCAUACAUCACCAUUCCUACUGGAGUUCUGGGAGCCACGUUCCUCGGCACCCAGCUCUAUACUCUCCCCGUCACAGGCACGAUCGGAACCGUUCUUCAACAGACUGCAAUUCCUGCCUUGUCCACUGGAUACACCACCAUCCUGUCCGGCAUCGUUGGCACCUUUACAGGCACCCAGACUACGACUCUUCCAGUCACGGGAACUCUUGGCACUGUUAUUCUGCAGACGGCCGUACCACCAGCCACGUCUUACACAACCAUCGUCACUGGCGUCUUCGGAACCUUCCUUGGAACUUCAGCGACCACCCUACCAGCUACUGGAACCAUCGGUACGGUACUGCUUCAGACCGCGAUCCCGAUCUCGUACACGACUCUCCUCACCGGAGUCGCGGGCAACUUCCUUGGCACCCAGACGUCGACGAUUCCGGCCGUCAGCGGUCUCGGAACCGUCCUGCUUCAGACCGCCCUGCCCACUGGAUACCUCACCGUCACCAGUGGAAUUACUGGCAGCUUUACCGGCACUCAGACAACCACCUUGCCGGCUGUUGGAGGAGGCCUUGGAACCGUCGUUCUUCAGACCGCUAUUCCCAGCUCCGUCAUUGUCUCUUACACGACUAUCAUCACUGGUGUCAUUGGUACUUUCACCGGCACCUCGGUAACCACCCUCCCGGCUACCGGAAGCGUCGGCACCGUGUUGUUGGAGACGGCCAUCCGGCCCAUUUCCUACGUCACCGUCACCAGUGGCAUCGUGGGCAGCUUCACAGGCACUCAAACCGUCACUCUCCCUACCACCGGAGCCGGACAGAGCAUCGCUACUGUUGUCCUUCAGACUGCCAUUCCGGCCAUCUCGUACAUCACUGUCACGAGCGGAGUGGUCGGCAGCUUUACCGGUACUCAGACUGUCACGCUUCCCACGACGGGAGCCGGCCAGAGCAUCGGCACAGUCGUUCUCGAGACCGCUAUCCCAGCCAUUUCGUACAUCACCAUCCCCACUGGGGUUACUGGCACAUUCACAGGCACCUCUACAGUCACUUUGCCUACCACUGGUCCAGGCCAGACUGUUGGCACCGUCUACCUGGAGACUGCUCUCCCAGUCAUUUCUUACGUGACGAUUCCCACUGGAGCGACCGGAACCUUUACAGGAACCCGUCUCAGCACCCUUCCAGUCACUGGCACCGUUGGUACUGUGCUCGCGCAGACGGCCCUCCCGGUCAUCUCGUACAUCAGGAUUCCUACUGGAGUUACAGGAACAUUCACCGGCACUCAGACAACCACGUUACCGAUCACGGGAUCCAUUGCGACGGUACUUCUGGAGACCGCAUUGCCUGUGAUUUCGUACAUCACGAUCCCAACUGGCGUGACCGGAACCUUUGCUGGCACUCAGCUAUCGACUUUGCCCGUCACUGGCACCAUUGGAACAGUGUUGGCACAGACUGCUCUACCUUCGGUCUCAUACAUCACCAUCUCAACUGGCGUUACCGGAACCUUUGCGGGCACUCAACUUUCUACCUUGCCAGUCUCUGGUACCGUUGGAACCGUUCUCGCCCAGACUGCUCUGCCAUCCAUCUCGUACAUCACUAUCCCGACUGGUGUUACUGGAACAUUCGCCGGCACGCAGCUUUCGACCUUGCCUGUUACCGGCACGAUCGGAACUGUCCUUGCCCAGACCGCCCUCCCCUCCAUCUCGUAUCUCACGAUCCCUACUGGCGUUACUGGAACCUUCACGGGUACCCAACUGUCAACUUUGCCAGUCUCUGGAACUAUCGGAACCGUCUUGGCGCAGACCGCUCUCCCAGUCAUCUCCUACAUCACCGUCCCGACGGGAGUUACUGGCAGUUUUACGGGCACGCAAUUCUCAACCUUGCCCGCCGUUGGCAGUGUGGCCACCGUAUUGGCACAGACCGCUCUCCCAGUUAUCUCGUAUACAACCGUCCCGACUGGCGUUACUGGCACGUUCACAGGCACCCGUUUGUCGACGUUGCCGGCCGUCGGAAGCGUGGCCACGGUACUGGCCCAGACAGCUCUUCCAGUUGUCUCGUACGUGACUGUUCCAACAGGAGUCACAGGCACCUUUACUGGCACGCUGUUCUCAACCCUCCCGGCUGUUGGCAGCGUUGCCACUGUUCUUGCUCAGACAGCCUUGCCUGUGGUAUCGUAUGUCACGGUGCCUACAGGCGUCACUGGCACCUUCACCGGAACCCAGUUCUCGACCCUCCCCGCUGUCGGCAGUGUGGCUACAGUGUUGGCUCAAACAGCCUUGCCCGUCGUUUCCUACGUUACUGUUCCUACUGGCGUCACUGGUACCUUUACUGGAACGCAGUUGUCUACUUUGCCCGCCGUCGGAAGCGUCGCGACCGUUCUCGCUCAAACGGCCUUGCCUGUGGUUUCGUACGUUACCGUACCCACGGGAGUCACCGGCACCUUCACGGGAACGCAGCUAUCAACGCUUCCCGCCGUCGGAAGCGUGGCCACGGUGCUUGCCCAAACAGCCUUGCCACAGAUCUUCUAUACCACGGUCGCCUCGGGAGUCGCAGGCACCUUUGCCGGUACUCAGCUGGUCACUCUCUCCGGAACCGGAGCCACCCGGACUGUCGUGGCAGAAACCGCCAUUCCGUACACGACGGUCCUCACUGGAGUUUCUGGCACCUUUACCGGAACUUCCCUGUCCACGAUCGGAAACACGGUUCUCGCUCAGACAGCCCUGCCUCAGAUCUUCUACACGACCAUCCCGUCAGGCGUGCCGGGCACCUUUGCCGGAACGUCUUUGGUCACUCUCUCGGGCUCUGGAGCUACUCAGACAGUCGUUGCCCAGACGGCCAUUCCCUACACCACGGUCGUCACGGGAAUUACUGGGACCUUUACCGGAACCUCUUUGUCUACUAUCGGUAAUACAGUCAUCGCCCAGACGGCUCUGCCACAGGUCUUCUACAACACGGUACCCACUGGUGUUCCGGGCACGUUUGCCGGAACCUCUCUUACUACCCUCGCGGGCUCCGGAGCAACGAGAACGGUCCUCGCUCAGACUGCCGUGCCGUAUACCACAAUCCUCACGGGAGUCUCGGGCACCUUUACCGGAACUGCAGUCACGACCAUUGGCAACACCGUCCUUCAACAGACGGCCAUUCCUCCAGUCUCCUACACGACGGUGGUCACCGGUGUGAUCGGCACCUUUACUGGCACUCAGGUCACCACCAUUGGCAACACGGUCGUCCAGCAGACCGCCCUCCCCUCAAGCACAUCGUACACCACGAUCCUCACGGGAGUCACUGGUGCCUUCACCGGCACGCGGACCACAACUGUUGGAAACACAGUACUGCAGCAGACGGCACUCGCAUCAGCAAGUCGCGUCGUCACCAGCUCAUACGCACCAUCCGGCUGUGUCCCGACGCCCACCGGCGUCGCCGCCCCGACUUGCCUACCAUCAACCGGAUCCGCAAUCACUUUGCCUUCUGCUUGCGCCAGUCUCACGGGUGUCAUCUUGCAAUCAUACUCUCAGUCGACACUCGAUGCUUGUACUGCAGCCUUGGGCGCGACUGCCAACAUUGGAACCGUCAGCAACUGUCUCAACUUGCAACAAAUUGCUCUGUUAGGAAACGUCCUGGGAUUCAACCACGUCAGAUGUAUUCAGACUGCUCUGGCGGGUACCUGUCUCACCAGGCUUCCGUCAAUUUGCGCCAACCUGGCGGCAUCCAGCCAGACUCUUGCCAAUGUCCAGACCAACGCCGCUCUAUGCUUCGCCAACCUUGGAGCCUUUGGUUCCAUCACGACAGCAGGCAACUGUAUCAUAUCCAGCGUCACCAACCAAGGAGGCGCGGCCGUUCUCAACUGUUUCGAGCGAGCUCUCGGACUACCAGUCGGUCAAACAGUCGCCGGAUUGGCAAGCACAGUAUUGUGUCCUUCCGGCACAGCUUGCGCCCGCGCUCCGGCAGCCUGCGGUGCUCUACUGGAUGUCACACUCUCAACGUCGGAAAUCAAUGCCAACCUCAAUCUCUGCCAGGCUGGCCUCGUCGUCAGCGCCUUGGGAAGCACGGUAUCAAACUUGGCUUCCGGUUUGGGCUGUACUCUCGGCAGCGUUACCGGCCUGGUGGGCAGUCUCCUCGGAGCCCAGACACAAUCGUACGCUCAAUGUAUCCAGAACUCGCUGGCUUCGCAGUGUAUCACGUCACUACCGCAGAGCUGUGUCAACCUGGGCGUCGACGCGACCGGUGGCGUGGCAGUGACUGUCAGCGCACCGAACCUCAUCUCUUGCGUAACUUCGCUCGGCCUCUUGUCCAACGGCAUCGCCUCGGAUUGUUUGAACCUGUCCUUGACGGGCCCGAACAUUGUGGCUUGCCUGAACUUGCGCCUCUUUGGCGUCGCCACGGUGAACGUGGCCGCCUAA
Molecule: messenger RNA, 28659 nt
Organism: Colletotrichum tamarilloi
Lineage: Eukaryota; Fungi; Ascomycota; Sordariomycetes; Glomerellales; Glomerellaceae
Product: UbiD family decarboxylase
Exons: 3
Coding region: 1-28659 (9552 amino acids)
Biological process (GO): cell adhesion
Source: RefSeq, a predicted model, not a curated record